Hirundo rustica (Barn swallow) is the source of this 2022-nucleotide messenger RNA. RefSeq names its product adaptor related protein complex 5 subunit sigma 1 (gene AP5S1). The transcript is spliced from 2 exons. NCBI's taxonomy places the organism in Eukaryota, Metazoa, Chordata, Aves, Passeriformes, Hirundinidae. Gene Ontology annotation, cellular component: cytosol; AP-type membrane coat adaptor complex; lysosome. The record is from RefSeq and is a predicted model, not a curated record. Gene Ontology annotation, biological process: endosomal transport; double-strand break repair via homologous recombination. Bases 1 to 585 code for a protein of 194 amino acids.
AUGGUGCGGGCGUUCGUGCUGCUGGCGCCGGGCGGGCCCGCCGGCCACGCCCCCUGCCGCGUGCUGUACGCGCGCACCUUCGGGAGCCCCCCCGGGACCGCCCCCGGGGGCUCCCGGCAGCGCCUCCGCCGCAAGGAGCAGCUGCUGGUCGUGGCCAGGCAAGUGGCCUCCCAGUGUCAACUGCUUCAGUCAUCCUCGGGGCGCCCGUCUUCCCCACAACUUCCCCAGCUACCCGAUGAGACGAUGUCGCUCCAAGAUGCUCCAGGGGGUCUUUUCCAGUUGCCCUCUGGAGACCCAUUCCCUGAGCGGGUUACAGUAGUCUGGUUGUCAGUGCUGGCCCUCGCCUUUGCCUUGGUUUGUGAACCCCAGGAGAAUCUAUCGUUAGCUGAGAUCACCCUGCGGCGCCUGGCUCCCCGCCUGCUCCUCUCCCUGCGCCUCCUCGGCCCUGGUGCUGAUGUCCUGCUCCGUCCUGAUGCUGCUGAUGGCCUCCUGGACCGUCUCCUGCCCCAUGGACAGAUGCUUUUCCUUAACGAACGUUUCCUCCAGGCAGUGGACCGAGAGCUGGGUAUCAAAGCAUCCCGCUAAGCUACAGAUGACAUUCCUGCCUAGCUGAUAUUUUUUGGGGAUGAGAGACAAGGGAGGGAUCCGAGAUGGUCACCAAGCCCCACAGGAUGGAUGAGAAACACGGUUCAGGAAUAAAGAGCAAUGAGCCAGCUAAGAGCAGGGUUUUAAUCCAUUUAUACCCCAACACCAUCAUGGAAGAGCUAAUAGCCAUCUUUAUAAAUCCACCUGGAGCUGGAACAGUGCCAAGUUCCUGCACUGCAUUCCUGCACUGCAUUCCUGCACCACUCCACGUGCACAUGACAGCAAGUGGAGGCUGCACGUGGCCGUGAUGCUAAAAGAGGGAUCCUGGGUUGUGGUUACCCCAGCUGAGCACUGUGGGGCAGGCAUGGGGUCCCCAGCAGGCUCUGGGAGGGGACCUUGGCAGGGUACAUGGUGCAACCAGGGGUGUGCAUCCGGCUGUGGGGCAUUGGGGUCUCUGUAUGGGUGAUUGAAUGAAUAGACAGUGGGGCAGGAUGCAGCUGUGUGCCUCGUGCAGCAGGGUGGUUGUCCCUAGAUGGUACUGCUUGGGGCCAGGGGACCUGUGUGACACCCUGGGAGUUGGCAGGAGCUGGCACCCACCUACCCAGCUCUGCAGGAUGCAGUGGGGGGCAGGGUCCUAGCCUAGCACUUUCUGGGUGCUGGGAAAUCCAGUGAGACAGGAGUUGGCAUGCACAGCUCUUCCACAGUGUGCCAGGAACAGGCUGGGCACUGCCAGGCCAUGCAGAGGGGCUGUCACGGGGCCAGACCCCAAAGUGCUUUCCCUUGUAACUGCACCAGUAAAGCUGGAGUACCUGACGAGUGGUGCUGGACACUGGGCUUCAGCCAUGAUGGGUCUCUGGCUGUGCUGGGGGAAUCUCACUGUGCGCUGGAGGUGUGGGAGUAUUGUGGGAGUCUUCACCUUCCCAUGUGAUAGCAGCUGUCACAUACUGCACCCACAACUGGCUUGAAUGCAAGCAAAAGCCAAAGAGACGUUAUCCUGGACUGUUUAGAUGUUGUUAGCAAUUAACUCUUGAUGAGCAUCAACUGGAAUCCGAAUGUAGGGCCAUUAUUGUGUAUGCAUUGAUAGGAUUACGGUUGCUGGAUUUCAAUAUCACUGGGUUUAUGGCCAAAAUUUUCUUGCAAAUCAGCCACCUGAAUUGGAUCAAAUGGGAUAGUUAUUUGUAUGUAAUUUUCCUCUCCACCCCAAGGUCUAGUAGAUGUAGAGGGAGUUGAAGGAGAUAAAGAAUCAUCUUUUCCCAGUUCUCUGUCAUGGGGAUAGCCCUGCAUGUUUCCAUCCCAUGUAAGUCUGCUAGACUUUUCUUGGAGCUUUGAUAUCUUGGUUGCCAUAUAUGGCACCAUUUUGGUAGCAGUUUGUGGACCCUGUCCAUCAUCUGUAUUUCAAUUUUAAGUAAAGGUCAUAAUGUUAUUUCCUCUUCAUCA